GGGCGCUACUCCCCCACACUGAACAUAACCCGGAAGUAGUGAGGGCUGUGUGAAACACGUGUUCUCACUGCGCACUAUCACGCGAAACAUUCGCGUGGAUAUCGCUCACAUGGAGAUGUCCGAGCAGAGCGCAGAGGGUCCGGAGCUGGUCCCGGGGCUGGUCCCGGGGCCCACUCGGCCCGCCGCGGCCUUCCACCAGAACCGCGUGUUCCUGGACCUGUUCUGGGACCUGACCAAACCCGAGCAGGAGGUCCGGCUGCGGGCUGUGGACAGUCUGGUCCAGUAUCUCCAGUCCAAUAACAAGGAGGAGGAGCUGGAGUACACGUUGAAACGCCUGGUGGAUGGACUGUCCCACAGCAGAGAGACUGCCCGGCCUGCAUUCAGCCUGGCCCUGGGACAGGUGCUGAGUGCGUUUAAAGACCUCUCGUUGCUGCAGACUUUGGACAGGAUCCGGGUCAAGUACAACCUCCUCACUGUCAAGAAGAAGCUCCAGAGAAAUGCCAUGUUUGGGAGCCUAUUUGGGGUCUUGGCUCUGCACCAGUCGGGCCGCCUGACACAGGAGCCUCAGGUCGUGGUGGCCUGUGUGCAGCUGCUCCAGAGUCUGACCCCUCACAGACAGCACCUCAAGGACCUGCCCACCAAAACCAUGAUGGACAUCCUCAACCAGGUAGAGGAGGAGGUCUUUGAGCAGGUCCUGUUCUCAGCGCUGCAGUCAGACCUGUCCACCCCCUUCAGGACUCCGGAGCAGCUGCACCUUCUGCUGGUGGCGCUUCAGCGCUUCCCUCAUACACUCAAGCCCAAGAAACUCAAGAAACUGUUGGGCUUCUCCACCAUCAUCCACCAGGACAACGUGCCCAGGCUGACAGAGCUGCUGAAGACUGUGGCUAACUCCGUGAAGAAGGAGCAUGUUCUACCUCCAGUCAUGUUGGACCUGCUCAAACUGUCUCUCAGAGAAGACAGCUUCCAGCUCUUCUGGACCAAAGUCAUCAGUGAAGGGCUGCUGAAGGAACCCCCUGGCCCAUCCCAUUACUUGAGCUUCCGUGUACUUGGGGCUGCUCUGCCUCUGCUGUCGGACACCCAACUUCAGGACGUGUUGAAAGGGGACGUGAUGAGGCAGUAUGGUCUGCACCUGCUCUCCUCACAGAAGCCGGGUCGGUUCCAGUUGGCUCCAGAGAUGGAAGUGUACGUGUCAUCCUUCCUGCAGGGCUGUAAAGAUGUGGACCGGCAGCUGAUUGUAGUGAAGGGCUUCUCGUCUCUAUGUAACCAGGGCUGCCCCAUGGUGCCACCCAGCUGGAGAGUGGUGCAGCACCUCCACUCACCAGCGCUCCAGGCCUACACCUCCUGGCUUCUGGACAUGUUCCUUAGGCCUCAGCUCCACCUGCUGUUGGACGUGAGCACCAAGAAGCCAAGAGAUGAGAAGGACGACAGGCAGACCUUGGUCCAUCGGCUGAGGAAGUGGAUUGGUGCGCGGCUCGUGGCCCUUGUGGACAACCAGCAGCUCAAGAAGGAGGAGGCCAUGGUGCUGCAGGUGUCCAGGUUCCUGUUAUUCCACGCCUUCUUCUCCAGCACAGCAGUGUGUGCAGAGGUGCCAGAAAGCAGGGAGGAACUGUCUGUGCCCCUACAGGAGGACACCAGGGCUGCGCUGGCAAACUCCUUCUUCAGCCUGCUGCUAUCCCUGCAUCACCUGCCCCAGGAGCAGGGCUCAGAGGAAGACGGUGCCCCUCACAAAAGGCUGUUGGGUGUGCGGGCUGACGGCAGCAUGUGGAUCUGUCACAUUUUUGACUUUGCUCAGAUGCUGUUGCAGCAGCAGCACGUGGAGCCGGGCCCUGCUUUUGGCCCCACCGUGAGGGACACCUGGGACAGCCUGCUGCUGUCAGUGUCAGGCCUCAGGAAGAAGAUGAAGAAAGCUCAGAGCCCGGAGAACAAGGCCUUCCUGCAGCUCUUCCUCCUGGUUGGCCUCUACCUCUUCAAGGCCCCUGAGGAGUUGUUGGACAUCAUCCGUGACCUGCAGAGCUGUGUGGAGCGCGCCCACAAGAAGCGUCGCAGCAAACCAGGUGAAGAGCAGGAGCCUGCCUGGGUGGAGGUCCUGGUGGAGGUGCUCCUGUCUCUGCUGUCUCAGCCCAGCAGACACAUGAGGCAGGUCUGCAAGAUGGUCUUCAGCUCCGUGUGCCCUCACGUCACCCAACCCGCCCUCAGCGCCAUCCUCAAGGUACUGGAGCCAGAGCCAGAUGACGCGGACAGCGGACUCCUCAUCACCGAUGACGACCCAGGUCUCAACAGAGAGGAAGAAGAGGAAGAGGAAGGAGAUGAGGGCACACAGGAGGAGGGCUUGGGCUCGGACGAUGAAGAUGAUGAAGAGGAAGGCGAAGAGGAUGGUGACACUACCGAUGAUGAGGAUGAGGACGAUGAGGAGCUCCAGGAGGGUGUGGAUCCUGAGUUUCGUCUGCGCCUAAUGAAGGUCCUGGAGCAGCAGAACGCUCUGGCCAAAGAGGAGGACAGCAGUGGGGACGAGGACCUGGGCGAUGAGGACAUGAUGAAGCUGGACCAGAGCCUGGCUGCAGUCUUCUCUGAGCAGAAGAAGAAAACCCAGGCCAAGAAGGAUGAGAAGUCCAAACUCAAGAAGGAGAAGCUACUCAUCCGUGACUUUAAAAUCAAGGUUCUGGACUUGGUGGAGGUGUACGUGUCCCGUCAGUGUGGCACUCCCCUGGUGUUGUCCCUGGUGCAGCCUCUGCUCACCCUGAUUGAGAGGUGCAUGGGCUCAGACAGAGAGCUGCACGAGCAGGACCUCCUCCGCAGGACAGCUGACAUCCUCAGAAACAAGUUGUUCCGUGCCAAAGUGUACUGCCGCUCUGUGGAGGACAGGACUCAGGAGCUGCAUGAUCUGCUAGAGACACUGCUCAACAAGGUCCUCAAGCUGCACGACUCCUCCGUGGCUCUCUACUACUUCAGUGCCUGCUUAUACCUCGUCAAAGUGCUACGAGGAGCCCCUGCGUCCAAAGGCCCAGGGGAGGACACCGCAGACAGUGUGCGCUGGAUGGGCAACCUGGACCAGCAGCGAGUGUCGUCCCUGUUCAAAGGCGCCCUGAGCUCCUUCUUCAGCCGCAGGAAGAGCCCGCUCACCACGCACAUGUUCUCCGACCUCUUCACGCGCUUCCCGGUGCUCUGUGUGGACCUCUUGGACACCGCUGUGCAGAACAUCACCACGGGCGUCAGGGAGCAUCAGCGGGGCCAGGCGUGUGUGCUAGUGCAACAGGCGCUGCAAAGCCGGGAGGUGCAGCUGCUGCUUGCUGGUGACCCCUGGACUCAGCUUUGCACCAGAGUCACCAGCCAGCUGCUGAUGAGUGUGCAGCAGAUGCAUGGCUCUGAGCAGAAGGCCCUGAAGGACAAACUGCAGCAAGUCUUGGAGCUGUGCCAGUGUGUGCUGGGACAUGUCCACAGACAGAAGCUGCCUUUGUCCCUGGAGCCUCUUCAGACCUCUCUGCAGGAGCUGAGCAGCACCAUCAGCUUGAACAGAACGGGCCGCCUUGAGGACACGUACUGGGCUGUUAUGAAGAAAUUUGGAGUCCUCAAACCUAAAGCUGAAAAGAUCAAGCCAAACCUGGCAGAUGAUUCAAAGACUGCUCCCAAAAGGAAGAAGAAGAAAGGCUUCUUACCGGAAACGAAAAAACGCAAGAAACGUAAAGUGCUAGAAACCUCAGACUCCACAGCCAACAUUCAGCCUGAAAAGGCCCAGAAGCAGACUAACAAGGAAUCUAAGAAGGACUUUAAGAAGAAGGCAAAGAAAAGACCUGCAGGAGCAGCUCAUGUCCAGGACAGUCCAGCCAAAAAGAGCAAGUUCCUCCAGAAGAAGAAGAAGAAAGAAAAAGGGAAAGCACAGGGCCAAACCCAAGCCUGAGGGGCAGCAGGGGGCAGUACAGUGCAGCGGGGGUUGCCCAUGUAGGCCCAGGUCAGCUCGGCUCAACCUCUGCUAUGGAGUGCUGGGCCAGUGCUGGGCCAGUGCUGGGCCAGUGCUGGGCCAGUGCUGGGCCAGUGCUGGGCCAGUGCUGUUUUGAAGGUAAGCCAAAUUAGGAAAUUUUUUUGCAUAUUGAAAAAGUUGAACAAAAGCUGUGCAUAAAAGUCCAGAUGGAGCCAGCUGAUAUCGCAUCAUCCAGAUAAUACAUAGGCACAAUAUCUUCUGAUAUCUUCCAAGAGUGGAGGAAGAGGACAGCAUGAACCAGUAGGGGGCGUAUGUACUGUAAACUGUGCGUGAUCUUUGCUUGUAUUAAGAAUAUGGUUAACACAUUUUUUAUUUAGCAUGUCAUAUAUGCUGUUUAUUGAACUUUAAGGCUCGACAUUGCAGGUGAACAGGAACAAAUCUUUAGAGAGAAGUUCUUCUGUAGUUUACUUGUAUAAAUGUCAGUAAAAAAGUGUGCACUGGUUUUUCCAUCAUGUGUUGUAAAAAUAAGGCAUUUUGUGUAAUUGUCAAAAUUUGACAUAUUUAGUAAUAAAAAAUUGACAGAUUGUACAGCAUAUUGCAUAUAUUAUUUAGUACUACACUAGAUACUGAAAAAAAUAUUUUUUUUAACAUUUUAAAAAAGGAAACCCCUGUCAUUCUCAUAAGGUGUUGGCCUGAUGCAUCUUUUUAAUAGUUGGGUUCACAUAACAAGUUGGGGGUUUUAACAAUAAUUCUUUAGUUUGCGUGUGAGCUGAGGUUGUAUUCUUGGUUGAAACCAGCGAGCUCUGUGUGUCCGACACAAAUUUUAUUCAACAUCUGUGGUUUAUUACCAGCUAUUUUUAGUUAAAAAAAUAAAUAAAUCUUUAAACUUUUUUCCCUACUUUUUCUCCCCCUAACCCAAGUGCUCUCUGUGAAUUUAACUGUUUUCUAUUAUCUACAUAAAGUAGUCAAAUGUGAAAAAGCAGGACUAAGGUGUCCAGAACACAGAAUAAAACAGAAUCUAUCGUUACACUGCCCCGUCCUCAUCCAAAUGCAUCAAAGGCUGAUGGAAUUAAAAAAAACAACUUUGUACAUGAGGGAAAUUACUGUUUGAACAUGCUUCCAUUAGGGGGCAGUGUGGAGCUAGGUCAGAAUAUGAUUGACGUUUCAGAGCAUUUUAUUAGGUAAAGCUGCAGUACACAAGAACAGUGCUCUAUGGUUUUGAUAAGUGAACCUUUGUUUGUACAGUAGAGAAACUUAAGUGUUUGGUCAACUCCAACACACAGUACAACAGCAGAAUCACUCGCAAAUAAAAAUGACUCUUAAAAAAUAGACCAUAACUAACUUGUUUGCCCACAAACAAACUAAAACAACAGCACAGAAAGAAAGAUAUUAGGCACUCGCUUGGUUAGAAAGAUUUAAGUGAGUACAUGAUAUCGUUCUUUCAAUGAACUGUACUAUUUUACAUGAGCGGCCUUGGUUGUAUGGAUACCAGCAGCUUCCUGCCUUUGCUGUUUUUAAAAUAAAAGCAUGUUUUU
Molecule: messenger RNA, 5451 nt
Organism: Periophthalmus magnuspinnatus
Lineage: Eukaryota; Metazoa; Chordata; Actinopteri; Gobiiformes; Gobiidae
Gene: mybbp1a
Product: MYB binding protein (P160) 1a
Exons: 27
Coding region: 110-3895 (1261 amino acids)
Biological process (GO): regulation of DNA-templated transcription
Cellular component (GO): nucleolus
Molecular function (GO): transcription corepressor activity; RNA binding; transcription factor binding
Source: RefSeq, a predicted model, not a curated record